Messenger RNA from Paramecium octaurelia, 386 nucleotides. The record is from the annotation of a GenBank genome assembly. NCBI's taxonomy places the organism in Eukaryota, Ciliophora, Oligohymenophorea, Peniculida, Parameciidae.
CAUAAUUUAGAAUAGUUUAUACAAAUGCUUCUAAAAUAUAACUAAAAUAUUGCAAGGGAUAAUCAAGGAAUAGCAAUCAUAGAAUGUAGGACCUACUCCUAUUGAGAUAGUCGUGUUCUGAAAUUGAAUUUCAUCCAAUUAUUGAUGCUAUUUAGGGUGUUGUUUUAGAAAAUUAGUUUAAAAUAGUACGAUAGAAGUGAUAAAAGGACUUAGAGUAGUAAUUAUUAAUUUGUUAUUCGAAUUGUCGAUUUGUUUUGUUGGAUGUGAAAAAUUGGAGAAAUUAUAAGGGUUAACUCUUUUGAUUGGAAAAAUGAAAUAAUUAGAGUGAGAAUGAUUAGAAGGGGCAGUUUCUCGAGGUAAUGGGAAAGACAUGCUCAAAAAUUUGU